Messenger RNA from Octopus sinensis (East Asian common octopus), 2172 nucleotides. RefSeq names its product zinc finger protein 681-like. Gene Ontology annotation, molecular function: DNA-binding transcription factor activity; RNA polymerase II cis-regulatory region sequence-specific DNA binding. The coding region runs from base 1066 to 1929 and encodes 287 amino acids. The record is from RefSeq and is a predicted model, not a curated record. NCBI's taxonomy places the organism in Eukaryota, Metazoa, Mollusca, Cephalopoda, Octopoda, Octopodidae. The transcript is spliced from 3 exons. Gene Ontology annotation, biological process: regulation of transcription by RNA polymerase II.
CCGAAAAGUUAUGGAGAAACAAAGCCAACUCGAGUGAAUUCUCCGAAACUCCUCUUCUUAGCCUUGGAAAAACUUUUUCACAACUAAUUCCGAUAUAGUCGGAAUCAACAUCAUCAAAUAAGUGGAAAAUUUCAUAUAAAAAAUCGCCAUUUUUCUGGAGGAAAUAAAUUCGGGGUGGAGGAGCACCUGCGUGGGCGUACCUGAGUUUAAUUAGGAGGAAAAAGUACCAGAGAAUUAGAGAGAAAUACGUUGCUAUUAAUCUUUUAUUUAACAUGAAAGUAUCUUAACAAAAAUAAUUCAAACUAAAUAUGCGAUUAUAGUUGAUAAAACUUCAUCAAUGUUUAGACAUCAAUUCAUAAGUGUAUCUCUUAAUUAACGUAUCUGUGAAGCAUCAUCUUACAAUUAAAAUAUAUAUAUAUAUAUUAAAACAAUAAAGAUAUAUUUAAUUUAUACUUAAUCAAAGAGGAAAUGCACCCUAGACAUAUUUGAGAGCUGGAAAGUACAUUUAAAGGCACGAGGUCAGCUUCUUUGUGGUGAGAUACGAAUUGAUGUCUAAAAAGAGAAGCGAAACGAAGGUUGAUGUCGCAGAGUCUUUGGAAGAGGAGAAAAAGCUUGGAUCUUUGAAAACCCCAAUUUAAGAAGGAGAGAAUUCAGUUUGGUCGACGCACCGAUUCGCUGUUAAGAAACAGCGACAAGCACAACGAUUAAUGGUUGGCAUUGGAUACAUCUGGAAUGUUAAUCAUGAUUUAAAGACUGAAGGAAAAUGCUUUAUAGAACAGAUAUGUUUCUGCUGCUGUACAUCUGUGGUUGAAUUACUGUGAAGUCAUAGCAACAUUUCUGUAUCUCAUAAUCUAGUAUUUUUCCUUUCAAAUUAACCUUGAAAAUAUCUGUGAAGGAGUUGGUGACAUUUUAGUUAUUGAUAAAGAUCCCAGCUGACAGCAGAGGCGAUAUCUUUAAGGAAGAAACUAUAAAAAAAAAAACGAGGAAAACUAUAUAUUGUGGAGAGAAGAGAAAAUUUAAUUCUGUGACAAAUUAAAGGUUUGAAGUUUUGUAUUCAUUGCGGAGAUGUCGACUGAUAUCCGAAAAUCAUCAUAUCACUGUGAUAUCUGUGGUAAACCAUUCACUGAUACCCGUAACUUAAUUCGACAUAAGCGUACUCAUACAGGUGAGAAGCCGUUUCACUGUGAUGUCUGUGGUAAAUCAUUCUCUGGAGGUAGUGAUUUGACAACUCAUAAACGUGUUCACACAGGAGAGAAACCGUAUUGUUGUGACAUCUGCGGUAAAUCAUUCUCUAGAAGUGGUGACUUAACAAUACACAAGCGUUUUCAUACAGGAGAGAGACCAUAUCACUGUGAUAUCUGUGGCAGGGCAUUCUCUGAUGGAAGUGCCUUAACUAAUCACAAGCGUAUUCAUACAGGAGAAAAGCCGUUUCACUGUGAUAUCUGCGGUAAAUCAUUUGCUAGAAAUCAUAUCUUAACUAUUCACAAACGUGUUCAUACAGGGGAAAGGCCUUAUGCUUGUGAUAUUUGUGGUAAAGCAUUCUCUGGAGGGAGUGCCUUAACUACUCACAAACGAAUUCAUACAGGAGAGAAGCCGUAUCAUUGUGAUAUAUGUGGCAGAUUAUUCUCUGACACUAGUUAUUUAAGAAGACACAAGCGUAGUCAUACUGGAGAAAAACCCUAUAGCUGUGAUAUCUGUGGUAAAUCAUUUUCUGGAAGUAGCGACUUAAAAACUCACAAGCGUAUUCAUACAGGAGAGAAGCCAUAUCGUUGUGAUAUUUGUGGUAAAUCAUUCUCUUUAAGGUGUCAUUUGACCAGACACAAACGCAUUCAUACAGGAGAAAAGCCAUUUCACUGUGAUAUCUGUGGUAAAUCAUUUACUCAAAGCGGUCACUUAACUACACACAUAUCUAUCCACUCUAAAGUGUGACUGCAUCAUUUUCAAAAUACAUUAUAUUUCACAACAGCCAUUGGAAUUUUAAAACCAUUCUUUUUCUACUGAGGCAUGGAUUAGCCUUAUUGACUUAACAGUUAUCCCUGAACUCAUGACAAUAACCCUUUCGUUACUGUAUUUAUUUUGAGAUGCUCUGUGUUUCUUUCAAUUAAUUUUAAAUAUAACAAAGAAUUUAGUAAAAUACUUGGUUAUCAUUAAACUAGUGUUGGUAAAAUAAAU